AUGAGUAGCCAGGCCUUUUGGAGAGUCGGAGCCAUCUUCGGCGCCACCGCCGUCGGUCUCGGAGCCUUCGGAGCCCACGGCCUCAAGGGCCGCAUCUCUGACCCCGCGAAGAUCGCAAGCUGGUCGACCGCUGCCCACUAUCAGCUCAUCCACUCCGUUGCUCUGCUGAUCGCCCGCUCGAACCCUGUCGCGUCAGGUCUUUUUACCGCCGGCAUGACCAUGUUCAGCGGCAGCAUCUACGCCCUCAUUCUCAACCCUGAUCUCAAAUUCCUCGGCCCUGUCACUCCAAUUGGAGGUCUUGCCCUCAUUGCUGGAUGGCUUGCCCUGGCCUUCACCAAGGGACGCGUGGGAUUUCGCGUCUAA
Molecule: messenger RNA, 363 nt
Organism: Colletotrichum spaethianum
Lineage: Eukaryota; Fungi; Ascomycota; Sordariomycetes; Glomerellales; Glomerellaceae
Product: UPF0390 protein
Exons: 2
Coding region: 1-363 (120 amino acids)
Source: RefSeq, a predicted model, not a curated record